Molecule: messenger RNA, 1306 nt
Organism: Glossina fuscipes
Lineage: Eukaryota; Metazoa; Arthropoda; Insecta; Diptera; Glossinidae
Product: signal recognition particle subunit SRP72-like
Exons: 3
Coding region: 350-784 (144 amino acids)
Biological process (GO): SRP-dependent cotranslational protein targeting to membrane
Cellular component (GO): signal recognition particle, endoplasmic reticulum targeting
Molecular function (GO): ribosome binding; 7S RNA binding
Source: RefSeq, a predicted model, not a curated record
UCAUUUUUCUUUCUUUUAAUUGCGCUUCUUUGUGAAGAUAUAAAGUAGUUGCUCAUCGUAGGGAGCAAGAGGAUGUGAAGAUAUCUUAAAACUUAAUCUUAAACAUCAAUCGUCCAAAAUUUCGUAAACAAACGUAGAAGUUUAAAUAUUGAUAAAUUUUCCUCCCUACGAAUUCAUUUGGCAUAUUACAAGUGGGAAAAGACUGCUCAUAGAAAAUUCAAGCAGUCAUAACUACAAACUAAACUAAGAAAGUUAUAUUCGGCGGGGGCCGAAUCGAAUUGGCGAGAAAAGCUAGUUGCUUUGCCCUGUUCGUUUUGAAUUUCGCCGGCUACACAUAUUAGGAACCGAAAUGGUGAUAUCAAUCCGUGAGAGUAGACGCAAGGCAGAAGAAGCGGCCAACUGGGUAAUGUCCACCAAAGCCGCGAAGAAAUCGGCAAAUGCGAAAAUUGACCAGUCGCCUGGCACGCCAGUGGUUGAAAAGAAAAAGUGUCAUAAACGGAAGCGGAAAAGCAAACUACCCAAAAAUUAUAAUGCUGAGAUACCACCAGAUCCCGAAAGAUGGUUGCCGAAGUAUGAACGCACUGGUUUCCGCAAGAGAUGUGACCAUCGCGCCAAGGAUAUUAUUAAAGGCUCUCAGGGCAUGUCCAGCCAAGCAGCUGAGCAAUAUGAUAUGUCUAAUCGGGCUAACGGGAAUAAGAGUUCGCCAGCUACUCCGGCUUAUCAGGAGCCUACUCCAGGACCACAUCAACCACGUCCCUAUCUCUCUCUCUCGCUGUCUCUGUGAAAACAAUUUAAAACCUUAUACCAAAAUUAUUUAAUCAAUAAACUCAUUCGAUAAACUGUAGAAUCGUUAACUCACAAUGGGUGAAGAACGCAUAAGUUACUGGAUAUCUAAGCUUUGCCUUAAGAUGAAUGUAACUUUUUUGCUGGAUUUUAAUAUACGUUUAUUCGAAUAUUUAACCCUUAAUAGAGUGAGGUUAUUUUAAAUUUAUUUAUCAGAACGUCCAAGAUAUUUCAUAAACUCUUUUGUCACUUCCUUUGUGUCAGAGUGAGCAUCAAAUAAAAGGGAUUGGAGCAUAGAAUGGGUAAAGCUAAGCAUAUGGUAUUUAUUUUCUUAAUAAUUGCCUCGAUACGAUUAUUAAGUAAGAAUGCUAGAAGAAUAGAAGGUCAAGGUAAGUGCAUUAAUUAUUUUCUUACAAAAAGACUUGGGGCGUAAGAUUUGCAAUUUUUUCUAAGCGCUCUGGGCUUUUGUGUUUCCGACACCGUUUAAAUAAUCUCGCAUACCCACCUCACCACUGUGCUUUUC